Molecule: messenger RNA, 807 nt
Organism: Rotaria socialis
Lineage: Eukaryota; Metazoa; Rotifera; Eurotatoria; Philodinida; Philodinidae
Source: the annotation of a GenBank genome assembly
AUGGAUCAUAUAGACGGUUUUCAAACGACGGAUUCUUUUCGGUUUGAUCGUAAUACAUCAUCAUCAUCUACGUCGUUAUCUACAUCAUCCGGUUAUGGUUCCCGAUUAAGUUUAUCUCAAACAGAUCAUUCAUUGUCAUCAUCAGUUGCACGUCGAAAUGGUAUAGCAAAAUAUUUUAAAGAGAAAUUAUCGAAACAUAAAAGUUUAGCGUCAUUGUUAUUAUCACCAAAAACAGACAUGGAUAUUCCAAAGGAAACCGAAAUCUAUGAAAGUGUAUGGAAUUUAGAUGAACAAAUCGAUAAAAUACGUUCGAAAAUUAAUAAACAAAUUCAUUCCGAUUCUCAAUCGAUUAUUUCAAUGUCAGUUGAUGAUCCGGAACAAAUAAAUAGACAAACUCAUGUCAAUAAUGAUGAAGAAUUAUUGGCAGCUGCUGCGUGGUAUCAAGAAGGCUUACCGAGAAAUAUUUGUGAAGAAUAUUUAAAUGAUCAUAUGAAGCCAAUAGGCACAUUUAUUAUUCGACGUAGUUAUACAUUUCGUGAAUAUCCUUUUGUUUUGUCAGUUAAAACGAAAUUAUCAUCUGUUGAACAUUAUCUUAUUGAACGAACUAUGGAUAAUCACGGCUACCGUUUAAAGAGCUCUUCAAAAACAUUUGGCAAUUUAAGUACACUUGUUCUUCAUCAUACAAUUAUGCCAGAUAUUCUUCCGAUCACACUUGUAUUGCCAUUGAUUCAUUCAACAUUGACACGUUCGAAUCAUACUAAUCGACCACGACCAUUAUCACAUGUUAUUCGUUCUGUACGAUUCUAG